GUGUCACCCAUCUAAAAUGAAACCACACAGAAAAGGCGUCUCGGAGGAGUUUGGAAAAGGACCGGGACGCAUCAGCUAAUGCACACUAGUUUUUUCAUGCAUUGAAGGAUGCAAAGAAAAUCCACCUGAAAAUCAACCUAUAUAUUUAAAGGCGAAAAUAAAAGAAUGCAAAGCUGCAUACAAGCUGGUUUCCCCAUGUGUUUUGGAUUUGAAAAUGGUGACAUGUCAAGUAUUACUGAUCCUUCUGUUCCUUGAGUCUGUGACGGCAAGCUCCUGUCCCCACCAUUGUGCUUGUUCUCCAUCAGAUCAGACCCCACUAAAAGUGGACUGCAGCUUCAGAGAACUGACAACACUUCCCCACCUACCCAGCUCAACACAAGAACUGUACCUCCAGGAAAACAAACUGGAAACAAUACAUUCAGGAGCAUUUGAUAAUCUUCAGAUGCUGAAAGUCAUCAAUUUAUCUAGCAAUCCAUGGCACUGUGACUGCAGAAUUCUAUAUCUGAGAAACUGGUUAGAGGACCAAAUGGAAAGUAUGCGUAUUAGUCAUGUGAGGUGCUUCACUCCUCCUUCACUUCACAAAAGACCUAUAUCUGAGCUAAGAAAGAAUGAACUUCCUUCUUGUUCCACAUCCCAAAAACUUUGUUCAGAUUUCUUGCUCAAUGAUGCACCACUCUUCAUUUUAGUACUCAUUACUGUCUUGCUUUGUGGUUUCUUAAUGACAAGGAAGACUAAAUUUAAAGUAGAGGUUUGCAGAAGCAGCACAAAAAUCCACAGCAUAUUACCUUCAACUUCUUAUCAGCUGAAAAGAAGAAUGGGAAGAGGAACAAGCAAUUCAUCAUUGCUAGUGACUAUUGUGCAUUAGACUGCCAAACAUGAAGAAGGGUAAACAAAUUAUUUCUGUUGAUCAUUAAAAGUCAAGUGGUAAACUGAAAACAGUGGCUAUUAUUGACUUUUCAUUUUAAGGAAAGGGAACUCAUCAAGAAUAUGCCCUUUGAGCAAAAACCAUAAUAUGCAACUGUUUAGUCAAAUCCAAAAGAUUUUAUUAUCCUUAUUUUAAUCUUUAUAUUUUUGCUUUACAGUGCAUAUUGUGAAAGCAUCACCUGCAAGCUAGAUUGCUUCGUAGUACAAAGAUCAGACCCAU
Sceloporus undulatus (fence lizard) is the source of this 1144-nucleotide messenger RNA. RefSeq names its product platelet glycoprotein IX-like. The transcript is spliced from 2 exons. Gene Ontology annotation, molecular function: protein binding. Lineage: Eukaryota; Metazoa; Chordata; Lepidosauria; Squamata; Phrynosomatidae. The record is from RefSeq and is a predicted model, not a curated record. Bases 215 to 865 code for a protein of 216 amino acids.